This is a messenger RNA of Colletes gigas, 3128 nucleotides long. RefSeq names its product nucleolar protein 14 homolog. NCBI's taxonomy places the organism in Eukaryota, Metazoa, Arthropoda, Insecta, Hymenoptera, Colletidae. Bases 168 to 2945 code for a protein of 925 amino acids. Gene Ontology annotation, biological process: maturation of SSU-rRNA. The transcript is spliced from 6 exons. Gene Ontology annotation, cellular component: Noc4p-Nop14p complex; small-subunit processome; nucleolus. The record is from RefSeq and is a predicted model, not a curated record.
GUUAAAAAUUAUAUAUUGCUGAUCUGAAUUUGACACAUAUUUCCAAGGAAAGGUUAUAAAUUAAAAAAACAUUAUUUUGUAAUUAUAUGUGAAAGACAGAUUUGAAUUAUUGGUGACAAAGAAUACAAAUUUUUAUGCACUUCAUGUAGAUAUAAAGGUAUUCGACAAUGGUUAAAACAAAAAAGAAAUCUUUGUCCGAGCUUUCUCAGCAAAAGCGAAGUCAACAGAACAAAGAACGCUUGAAUCCGUUUGAAGUGCAUAUAAAUAGGGACAAACAGAAUGUUUUGGGAAGAAAAAGCAAGGCAGACAAUGGACUUCCAGGAGUAUCGCGAGCAAAAGCAAUAAACAAGCGCAAAAAAACGCUUCUACAAGAAUAUAAAUUAAAAAAUAAAGAUAAUAUAUUUUUAGAUAAGCGUAUCGGUGAAAAAGGUAUUUCAAUGAACGACGAAGACAAAGCUAUGGCAAGAUUUGUCAAAGAACGUAUGAAAGCUCACAAAAAGAAAAAUAUUUAUAGUUUAAACGAUGAAGAGGUGUUAACGCACAGGGGUCAAACUUUAGAAGAGAUUGAAAAGUUUGAUGACCCGAAAAGCGAUGAUGAAUCUAGCGACGAUGGGAACAAGACUGGUAAACUGGAAGAUAAAUUUGUGGGUGAAGCUCACUUUGGCGGCGGCGUUUUGUCAAAAUCGGAAUCUGGAAAGUCCAGAAAAGAUCUCAUAAAUGAACUUAUAGCUGAAUCAAAAAAACGAAAAGCUGAGAAACAGAUGAUACGCGAACAAACUGUAGAUUUAACCGAGAAACUAGAUUCCGAAUGGAGGGAUCUUCUUCCAAUUGUAACGGCGGCUAAUAAAAUUCCCGAAGGAACAGUCGAUAAGAUAAAAGCUGAUGAUUACGACAUUUCUGUACGAAAAUUAAAGUUUGAAGCUAGAGGUAUGCCGUCGGAUAAAUUAAAAUCAGAGGAAGAAAUUAUAAAGGAAGAGAAGGAAAAGCUGGAAGCUCUCGAAGCAGAUCGAUUAGCGAGAAUGAAAGGAUUUGUAAAUGAUUCGAAUAAUGAAAUUAGGCACAAGUCGGCGGACGAUCUUGAUGAUGGUUUUACGGUAGAAACUAUAAAUGAUGAAGCACCAAUUGGCGAAGAAAACAGUUUGGUCAAGAACGCAGAAGGCGAUUCUAGUAGUGAUGAUGAGGACGACAAUAAUGAUGACGAUGAUGCAGACAGUAAUGAUUCUCAUAAUGAUAAUGAUAACAAUUUAAUUUCUGACAAUGAAGGAAAAACUAUAAAUGACCAGAAAGACGACCAAUCGGACACUCAAAUGAACAGUAACAAAAAUAAAACAAAAAGUUCUACAGAAAACAAACCAGACGAAAAUUCGGAUGCAGAAAUCUCGGAAACUACGAGUUCCGAUGAAGACAAUUUAUCAGAUUUAAAAGAAUCUUCUAGCGAAGAUGAAAGUAUGUCGCCUAAAAAGAGUGUUACAUUUGCAAAAACUAACGAAGCUGUUUCAAAGGAAAAUAAUUCCAGUUCUGCAAUAGGAAAGUCAAUUUUGAAGACAAAAAAUGAUACGCGUGACGAUCGGUUAAACAAUGAUGAUAAAAAGCAAGAAAUUAGAGAUGACUUGUUAAAAAGGAAAGAAAUUAUGGAGAAAGCGAGAAAAGAAUUACCUUAUACUUAUAAAGUACCCGAAAAUUACGAAGAAUUACAGGAACUAUUGGUCAAUCGUAAUGCCGAAUAUCAGUCGGUUAUCAUAGAUCGUAUUAUAAAGUGCAAUCAUUGGACAUUAGAUGGUAAAAAUAAAGAAAAACUAUCAAGUUUGUUUUUAUUUUUACUGCAGCACUUAAAUGAUUGUGCCAUAGAGGACGAUGUCGAAAGCAUAGUUAAUUGCUUCCAAAUAAUAGAUAGAUUAGCCCCUUUUCUGUACGAUCUUGCGCAAAUGAAUCCAGAAAAUGCUAGAACCGUUAUACAAGAAAUAAUUAAAGAAAAACACGAAGAGUUUGAAAACAAUAAAAAGAAAUAUCCUGAUUUAGAUACACUUAUUUUCUUCAAAUUAGUUUCUUUGAUAUUCCCAACGUCUGAUUUUAGACACCCUGUUGUUACUCCUUGCUUAAUAUUUAUGUCUCAAAUAUUACUUAGAUGCCGUGUUAAAAAUAAAGUAGAUAUCUCGAAAGGUCUUUUCAUAUGUACGCUCGUUUUAGAGUACACGCUUUUAAGCAAGCGAUUCGCACCAUCUGUAAUAAAUUAUUUACGUGGAGUCAUUUACAUAUCUAUACCAAAGCACGUAAUUCAGGGACUGAAGAUUAUACCACCCUUUAAAAGAAUGGGCGAAUUAAGCAAUUUAUUAAUAGUUAACGGAAAUCAAACUGAUUUGGAUAUUGAUCCCAGCAGCACGCUUAUGAAAGCAGCCGAUUUAAUACACGGAGAGUUAGACGACGACUUCAAAAUAAGAAGUCUACUAACAGCUGUAAAUUUGAUACGCGAAUUCAAAAACCAACUUGAAGAAUUAGAAGCAGUGUAUACAAUAUUUGAGCCAAUUUUGAAUUUACUUAAGUUAAACGCCCUCGAUAGGUAUCCGUUAAAAGUGAAGAAUCACAUUAAAAAAUUACGAAAAGACUUGAAAGAAUUGAAAAAUAAAAAGUUAGAGUAUAUGGUGAUUGAAAAGAAGAAGCCAAAACCACUAAGACUUUACGAGCCCCGAAUCGAGACCGUAUACGACGGGAAGAGGCACAAGACCAUGUCCAAAGAGAAAGCAGAGAGAGAAAAGCUAUUGCAUAAAUACAAGAAAGAGAUGAAGGGCGCCGUUCGUGAAAUACGAAGGGACAGGGCCUUCAUAGCAAAACUGCAAAUCAAACAACAAAUUAAGAAUGACGAGGAACGCAAACGCAAAGUAAAAGAAAUCUUUGGUGAUGCUGCAAUGCAACAAAGCGAAUUGAAGAAGAUGAAAUGGAAGAAAUAAAAGAUAUGAAAGCAAAGUAUGAAGGCAUACUACGGUUGUAAAAUAAUUCUACGAGAUCAUAAUUAUUUUAUUUGAUGAUCCUGGGCAAGCUAAUUUUAAUGGUAAAAUAAUCGUAACCGCUAUAUCAACGACUCAUAAGAUUUUUUGUAAUUUCAAAAUUAAAUAUUUCCGUGAAAAAAUAUA